Schistocerca cancellata (South American locust) is the source of this 1581-nucleotide messenger RNA. RefSeq names its product translation initiation factor IF-2-like. The coding region runs from base 1 to 1581 and encodes 526 amino acids. The transcript is spliced from 2 exons. The record is from RefSeq and is a predicted model, not a curated record. NCBI's taxonomy places the organism in Eukaryota, Metazoa, Arthropoda, Insecta, Orthoptera, Acrididae.
AUGUCCUACGACAGCAAGAGCUCCUCCGCAGCCGCGGACGCCGAAGUGGGCGGCUGGUCGACCCGCAAGCUCGGCGGCCGCUACGCCAGGCCCUACUCGCCUUCUGCCGGCGGAGGCGCAGGCGCCGCCGACGAGACGACGAGGGCGGCGUCGCCCGCCGGCUCGGCCAGCUCCGGCUACGUCUCCUACCGCAGCUCCAUCGGCAACGGCGUCCGCUCCUACUCGCCGUUCCGCCCGCUGUCGCCGGCACCACCGGCCUCCGCCCCCAACGAGGACGACUCCGGGGGCGGCUCCGAGAGUUCCAGCUCCAGCGGAAAGCCUUCGUCCAACCCCGCGAGAGGCGGCGGCUCCGGCGGUGGCCGCUACGAGUCGCAGCUGACUUCGCAGUACGGACGCAUCCGCCCCCUGGCGGCGCCAGUGAUAACGCCUCCGGCGAUGCCGCUGCCUUCCGUGGUUACUUCGAGGCAGGGCUCCUCUUCCCUGCCUCCGCUUCCCACCGGCAGAAACGGGUCGGACACCGGCAGGUACUCUAGCCUGCCGCGGGGCAGUUCUCCCGCGGCGAACCAGCCCCUGUACCGCAGCCUCUACACCGGUCGCGGCGGCCUCUCCAGCUACCGUUCCGAGAGUGAGCCCGUCACGCCCAACGUGGUGAACGUGGGUGCCUCCAGGAUCGGGCCGUCGUCGUCCGCCGCGCCGUCAGACGACGAGUCGUCGGGUUCGCAGCGGGGCGGCUACAAGAGCGCUCGGGCCCAACCGGCGAGAGCGGAGGACUCGCCGAAGAGGGUGUACACCACCAGCUACGUGAGACAGAACGCCCGUUCGCCCUCCGCCCACGACCCGGACGAGAGGCGGAAGAAUCGCGACGGUGAAGGAGAGGACGAAGAAGUGGAGCCUCCGCCCGCAAACAAGGUGCAGGCCAUCAGCGCCAUGGUGCGCUUGAACGCGCGCGUGCCCUCGGCCAAGUCGAGCUACAGCGGCGACGACGGCGACGAGAUUCUCGUCGACGGCGUUCCCGUCAGGGUGAGGGAGAGUCGGAGCAGACACAGGCAAAGCUACGACGACGAGGUCUUCUUCCAGGAGGACGGCGGCGGUCGCGGCGCGGCGCCGGCCGGACGGGAGCUGAAGCGCGUCUACCAGAACGAGAUCGUGGACGGCGCCGACUCGGAGGUGCCGGACUUCCCGCCGCCCCCGCCGCCGGACGGUGGUGGCGGCGUCGGCGACGUACCCCUCCGGAUACUGGGGAGGCGGCCGGACCGCCAAGAACCAGCGCGCCGACGACGUACUGCACCCGGCGCCCGUGGGCGACGCGGCCGCGCCCUACAGCAGGCUCAGCUCCGCCUCUUCGGGACCCAAGAGCCCCUGGUCACCGAGCGCGGCCCCUCCCAUCGCCUCGCCGGAAGAGUACGACGACGAGUACCGCGACUACGGCAAGAUCAGGACGGUGGCGCGCGGCGCCGUGCUGCCGCCGGACGUGCCGCCUCCGCCGCCGCCCUCGUCGCCGCCCCCGGAGCUGGAGAACGCGAGCAGCAGCAGCAGCAGCGGCGGCAGCAGCCGCAGGGGCAGCACCAGCUCCGGAAGUGA